UAAGGAUUCAUUUUUAUCGCAACUAAGGAGUCACUUGUUUUGUUUCUUUCUUUAUAAUACCCGCGUGCAGUCGCUUCUAGUCGCUGUCCUACCUACCUCCUAUAUCGCAUUCCCUCCCGCAUAUCGCUCGCCCGGCGCCAAUAUGGCCAUAGCAAGGCCUAUUCGGCUCCUAGGGGCCUUUUCAAUCUUGCUUGUGCUAGUUGUCGUCUUUUACAUUUCACAUCCAACGCAGACAUUUAUCAACCUCGGCAGUAGACUCAAAGAUGGAAUGACUAGGGAUCCAUUAUUAGACCCGACGGGGGAACCGGAAGGUAUACUAUGGCGAGCAGAAGACAAUGACUACUCUCCAGACAGUGAGAACUCCGCCCGCAUCAAUGCGACGCUCCUUUCGCUGGUUCGAAAUGAAGAACUCAAUGAUCUCAUCAAGACCAUGGAAGAUCUGGAACGGACAUGGAACCACAAGUUCAACUAUCCCUGGACAUUCAUGAACGACAAACCCUUCACAGAAGAAUUCAAGCGGAAGACGCAAGCUGUAACGAAGGGAAAAUGUCAUUAUGAACUUGUACCGAAGGAGCAUUGGGAGGAACCAGAGUGGAUUGACGGAGAACUAGUAAAGGAAUCGAAUAAGAUGCUCGAGGAAGCCGGAAUCCAAUAUGCCGACAAGUCCUCUUAUCACCGAAUGUGUCGUUGGAACAGUGGCAUGUUCUACAAGCAUCCGGCUCUAGCUAACACGCGCUACUAUUGGAGAGUAGAACCCAAAGUGCAGUUUUUCUGCAACAUCGAUUAUGACGUGUUCCGAUUCAUGCAAGACAACAAUAAGACAUACGGCUUCACAAUCAACCUUUUCGAUGCACCCGAAAGUAUUCCGACUCUUUGGCCAGAGACCGAACGUUUCCUUGCGGAGCAUCCUGAGUACCUCGCCGAUAAUAACAUGAUGGAAUGGCUUGUGGAUGACAAGUUGCGGCCAGAGCAUAAUAAGAAGGCUAAUGGAUAUUCUACCUGUCAUUUCUGGUCAAACUUUGAAAUUGGUGACAUGGACUUUUUCCGUGGCGAAAGAUACGAAGCCUAUUUCAACCACCUUGACCGUGCCGGUGGAUUCUUCUAUGAACGAUGGGGCGAUGCUCCUGUUCAUUCCAUUGCCUUGGGCCUGUUCGAAGAUGCCAGCAAGGUGCAUUGGUUCCGAGAUAUCGGUUACCGUCAUAUACCCUACUUCAACUGUCCCAACUCGCCUAAGUGCUCUGGCUGUAAAGCUGGGCAAUUCUACGAAGGUGCAAGUUUCCUAGCCAAGGAAGACUGUCGACCGAACUAUUUCAAAUAUGUCGGUACCCACUAGUUACGUGUCAUGAUCUCUCGAUUCCAAGGUGCUUCAUUUUGCAUUCAUUCCUGCUUGGACUGUGAAUGAGCUGGUGAAUAUGUUAUAUUGCUUGACAAACCAUGAAACUACUACACUAUAUACAUGCGGGCUGGCGUAUCGGGGUCUUUUGAUGUGCAUUCCAGAUUAUGCACAUUCUACAAUAUUUCUCUGUAUCUAUACUUGAUCUGUCUUUUGAUUGUACCAUCUGCUAUGCUGUCCACAGCAAGGUGUUACUUGUUCUUAAAUAUCUUUAGAGUUAUUAGCAAUAAUAUUGGACC
Molecule: messenger RNA, 1632 nt
Organism: Talaromyces proteolyticus
Lineage: Eukaryota; Fungi; Ascomycota; Eurotiomycetes; Eurotiales; Trichocomaceae
Product: putative alpha-1,2-mannosyltransferase
Exons: 4
Coding region: 143-1333 (396 amino acids)
Biological process (GO): protein O-linked glycosylation; cell wall mannoprotein biosynthetic process; protein N-linked glycosylation
Cellular component (GO): Golgi apparatus; membrane
Molecular function (GO): alpha-1,2-mannosyltransferase activity
Source: RefSeq, a predicted model, not a curated record